AUGUCUUUCUCUCAACCAAUGUUUGGCUUCCAAGGCGGUCCGCCUCAGAACCUCACAGGCCUGUCUCCCUAUGGUGCUAUUCCUUCGAAUCCUCACCCACAAUACCCCUAUCCAGCCCCCUCUCCCGUCAGUCUGGAGGGCGGGUCCAGAUCUCUGAUGAACAAUCCCUACCCCCAUCCCGAAGCUGCUCCACGCAUGCCCGCCUAUCCUACCUCGCCAUCCUACAACAAUCUGUCCCCGGUUUCACCAACAACCCAUAUUAUUCCGGGAAUCCGCGGUUCCGCCAGUUCACCUCGACAGAUGUAUCACGACAUGCCGCAGACUCCUGUGACCAUGGCGAUCGGUUCAAAGAGGCUGAGCAUGAACUCUUCUUCGAGUGAGAAUGAGGAUAUCCGGAGAGGUGUCAGAAGGGGUUCGAGUGUCGACGAUGUUGAAUGCACGGAAGAGCAACCUUGGGGGAUGCCUCAAGAAGACUAUAAGGCUUUGCCCCCGGCGGCAAAGAAGCAGGUCAGAAACAGAAUUGGUGCUCGAAAGUUCCGUGCUAAGCGCAAAGACUAUGUGACCACUCUCGAAGCCAGCUUGCGUGGGCGUGAGGAAGAGAUUGCCGAGUUGCGCGCCCAGGUCGAUGCCCAGCAUACCGAAAUCCAAGAGCUGCGAAGUCGAUGCGGUCUCCCUCCUAAGCGUGUGGCCGGUAGCGGUUUGGGCCUCACCACUGAGCCCAGAAGCAUCUAG
This is a messenger RNA of Cryptococcus wingfieldii CBS 7118, 732 nucleotides long. RefSeq lists its product as hypothetical. The record is from RefSeq and is a predicted model, not a curated record. NCBI's taxonomy places the organism in Eukaryota, Fungi, Basidiomycota, Tremellomycetes, Tremellales, Cryptococcaceae. Gene Ontology annotation, biological process: regulation of DNA-templated transcription. Gene Ontology annotation, molecular function: DNA-binding transcription factor activity. The transcript is spliced from 3 exons. Bases 1 to 732 code for a protein of 243 amino acids.